Molecule: messenger RNA, 1296 nt
Organism: Rotaria sordida
Lineage: Eukaryota; Metazoa; Rotifera; Eurotatoria; Philodinida; Philodinidae
Source: the annotation of a GenBank genome assembly
AUGAGCUCUAUGAGUGAAAUAAAACGAUUAACACCUGAAGAAUUACUUGAAAAACGUCGUUCAACUUUAAUAUCUCGUACUCGUGCAGCUCGUCUUCAACUUGAUUCAUUGUCAUUACUCGACACCAGUUAUGAUACAUGUCGACAAACUCUUCGUCAAUGGCGUUCACAAAUGCUUGAUCAAAUUAAUAAAGCUCAUGAAACAUCUCUUUCACAAUUAAAUGAUGCUUAUGAACAAAUAAAUCGUUUUCGUUCAACAAUAGUUAAUCUUUUAAAUGAACAAAAUACUAAUGAUCAUCUAUUAUCAUCAUCAUCAUCAACACAAUUAACACAAAUUGAAUCAAGUUUAAAUACAUUACGUCAUGCAGAAUUUACAUUUGAUUUUGAUCGUGCGCGACAACUUGAAGGUGAAUUAGAAUUAUUAAAAUUGUCUAAUCCUCAACAACAAUUUCGUUCAUUUAAUAAAUCAAAUACAAAAUGUCGAUUACUUGUUCCAUAUGAUCGAUAUGUAUCAGAUGUAUUUUUUUAUGAUGAUUUAAUAACAAGAAUUGAUUGUCAAACAUCUGAAUGUAUUCUUGUUUGUCCCUUUGAUUUACUUAGUGAUCUUUUAGGAAAUGAUGAAGAAGUUCGUAUUCUUAUUGAUCAAACAUAUUUACCAUCAAUUGGUACACAAGCACAACGAAUACGUAUUGAUUAUAGUCUUAUUUUACUUCAACCAGCUCAAGAAUGUUGUCCACAAUCGAGUGAACGUGUAAUAAGAAUUAUUUGCAAAGAUUCAACAAAAAUGUUGUCAUGCUUAGAAGAAAUUUAUACUAUUUGCAAUCAACAAGUCGCACCCAUCGCAUAUAAUCCUUACAAUCCAGUCAACUAUAACAGAUCAAAAACUCAUCUCUAUGGUGGCUAUUCAGAUAUUCCGACUCAAAAUGAUACGAAUAGAACAAAUUCUUUAUUUCCUCUAUCAUCGAACAAUUCUUCUCAACAACAUUUUGAUCGUGUUCUUAUGCCUGUUUCAAUUCGUCAAACACUUCCAAUAACAGAUAUGCAAGCUGGUGCUUUAUUAGGACCAAAAGGUGAACGAAUUCAGCAAUUACAACGUGAAACUGGUGCUAUUGUUAACAUAGGUGAUUUAAAUGAUGAUAAUGGGGAUCGACGAAAACGUAUUGUUAAUAUUCAAGGAAGUCAACAACAAGUGAAUAAUGCUUUACAAGCGAUUAAAAAACUUCUAAUGAUUGUUAGUAAUGAUGAUAUUGGAGAAGAUUCACUUAAAAGAGAUGGAGAAAAAGUAAAAAAGAUAUGA